UAUCACAGUGUUUACACACACACACACACACACACGCGUCAUUUGCUUCGUGGAAACGUUCGUUCUUGCAUAUCUUGUGGUGGAAUCCGUGUGUUGCCAACCUAGUAAUUGUGUGUCGUAAUUUUCUGUUGGGUCCUGUCCAGGUUCUGUCAGUCAUUGCAUCAGUGCUGUAGAACUCUUCCCAUAUUUCCUCUCUUUUUUGUUUUCUUUCUUUGAUAACUUCCUCUGAGUUUUUACAUUACAUUACAUUAAAUUUUUAAAGAAGAGUGAACAUGUAAUUGUAAAUGUAAACGAAAAUGCGUGUAUUUGAAAUAACGUAUUAAUGUACAGUAGGAUAAGUCCAGAUGUGCAAAGCACAUGGUGAUGUAACUAAAUUUUUCUCAGCUUCCAAGGCAGUUUUCGAGGCCUUAAACAGUCAGAUUACGCAGAAGACUCAAUGACUGUACUCAUGUUCACGAAUUUUGCAGUGUAACAUAAUGAACCGAUGUUCCGUAGUAUACGACCUUACACAUAAACGCACAUAAAAACCAUGCCUGCUAAACACUGAACUAUAUCUCACCGCAACCCCAGAGGCAUAAGCCAGCACAUUGGGUUAAAAUUUUUAAAUUCGCUCAGUGGGGGGGCGAAGUCCAGCUGGGUCCACUCGGCAGGGAGGCCACUGAUUGACCAAGCACAGAAAGAAAUAACGAAUUGUUUUGUAUUGUUGGUAAUGCUGUAUUUUAGCAGAAUUUGUAAUAUUGCAGUGAUUGGCUGAGUUUGUAAAGUUACACUGUAUGUUAGGGAUGUUAUGUAACAAAGAAUUUAUAUAAUCAGAGUGGUGAUACAGCAUGAAUAAAAGAAGUCUCUAGGAAUAUAGAUGGAAGGAAAAGAGCCAGCAUGUGCAAGGGUUCAGUGAUUUUGUUAUCUUUUGCUGUUCUUGUACGUAGUACAUUAUGAGACACUUUCAAACACUAUCCAGCUGUACUGUAUGUGGCAAGCAGAGGCAAUGUAGGAAUUUUAAAAGGUAGUGCCAGAAGAAGAUAUAGUGGCACAUGAUGUUCCGGUUGGCAGCAAGUAAGAUCAGCCCAGUUCAUCUGGGAGCCAGUUCCAGUUAUGGAAGGCUGUGGAAUGUAAAGUGCCGCACUGUAGUGAGUGAGCAGUCUUCAGAAGUGGAGGUUCCAGGUAGCGCUGAUGUUGUCAUUAUAGGUGGGGGCAGUCAGGGCUGCCACACAUUGUACCAGUUGACAAAACGUGGAGUUAAGGCGGUGCUCCUAGAGCGAGCAAAACUGACAUCUGGCACUACAUGGCACACAGCUGGGUGUGUCUGGAGGCUACGUCCAAAUGAUAUAGACACUUUACUGCUAAAUGACACCCGAGAUGUUCUCAUGCAGCUGGAAGCAGAGACGGGGCUUGAUCCAGGUUGGAUUAUGAAUGGUGGUAUAUUCAUCGCGUAUAAUGAGGAACGUAUGAACGAAUAUCGUCGACUUUCCACCAUUGGAGUCAGCUUUGGUAUCGAGUCACACAUCCUGGAUCCUGGUGAAACUCAAAAGUUGUUUCCAUUGAUCAACCCAGAUGUCAUUGUGGGCAGUUUAUAUUCCCCAGGUGAUGGAGUUGUUGAUCCUUCGACAUUGUGCACAUCGCUUACAAAAGUUGCCACCAGCAGAGGAGGGAAGGUGAUAGAGAACUGCCCUGUGUCUGAUAUCUUGACAAGGAAAAAUGAUUUUGGAACACCGGAGGUAUAUGGAGUGGUUACUCCAUAUGGAGCCAUCAUGACCAAUUGUGUUGUGAACUGUGCUGGGGUGUGGUCACGUGACAUAGCUGCUAUGGCCUGCCUGCGACUUCCCCUAGUUCCCAUGAAGCAUGCGUACAUAGUGAGUGAGAGUGUACCAGAUAUCCAUGGACUCCCUAAUAUACGGGAUCAUGAUGCAUCCACUUACUUCCGUAUUCAAGGGGAAUCAAUUUGCAUGGGUGGCUAUGAGUAUAACCCCAUCUUACUGGACAGUGUACCUCAGGAUUUUGAGUUUGGUCUGUAUGAACUUGACUGGUCAGUGUUUAACUUCUGCAUCCAAGGAGCUGUGAAACUGAUGCCCAUAUAUGAGUCACUUGGGGUCAAGACAACAGUGUGUGGACCAGAAAGCUUUACACCAGAUCAUAAACCACUUUUAGGGGAGGACCCAAGAUUACGGGGCAUGUACCAUAACUGUGGCUUCAACUCGAGUGGCAUGAUGCUUGCCGGAGGAUGUGCAAUCCAAAUAGCUCAAUGGAUUGUGAAUGGCCGACCAGAUCUGCAUAUGUUCAGUUAUGAUAUCAGACGAUUUGACCCACAGCAAAUUGAGGAUUACAAUUGGGUAAAGUCAAGAAGUCAAGAGAGUUACGUGAGAAACUACUACAUUGUCUUCCCUAAUGACGAACGUUUGGCUGGAAGGAAUUUUCAGAAGGGACCAUUCCAUCAGGAACUGGUUGAUGCGGGUUGUAUUUUCCAAGAGCGGCAAGGCAAGGAGAGACCUGGUUGGUUCUCAACCAAGGGCGCGGCUCCUGUUCCUCCAUAUGAUUGGUUUGGAGCAUAUGGACACACACAAAACACUGACCAUCGAUAUGAAAACCAACUGAAAAAGGAUCAUACAUUUGGUGUCACAGAAAAUCAUAAAUUGAUUGGCGAGGAAUGUCUGGCAUGUCGUCAGCAGGUUGCACUUUUUGACAUGUCAUCCCUUGGAAAGUUUUACCUGUGCGGCCCUGAGGCCCAGAAGGCAGCGGACUGGCUGUUCACUGCUGAUACCCAUCAUCCAAUUGGCAAGACAGUGUACACCUGUCUGCUGAAUUCUAAAGCUGGAGUUGAGGCAGACAUCACUGUCAGCACUAUAGAAACUGGAACUGGUGGACAGAUAGAUCCUAUCUUCAAGGGACAUGGUUUCUACAUGACGACAGCUGGUGGGUCCUCAUACCACACCUGGGCCCAUAUUAAAUCUGUGCUGAAUGAAAAGAAGUGUAAUGUUGACUUUACUGAUGUCUCUGAAAGAGUGGGUGUGUUGUCAGUGCAGGGACCAAACAGCCGAGCUCUGCUUCAGCCAUUGUUGGAUGUGGAGCUAGAUAAUGAGACAUUUCCGUAUGCAACAACAAAGUUAGUAAAGGCAGCUGGCCAUCUGUGCCGAGCCAUACGAAUCAGUUUUGUUGGUGAAAUGGGUUGGGAGCUGCACAUUCCAUGGGACUCGUGUCUGCCAGUAUACAAAGCACUGUGGGCACAAGGGGUGAAACAUGGGCUGAGGCAUGCUGGAUACAGAGCUCUUUCUUCUCUGAGCAGUGAAAAAGGUUAUCAUUUGUGGCAUUUUGAUCUGCAAAUCUGUGACAAUCCUCUCGAGGCUGGAUUGGACUUUGUGUGUAGAGAGACGGGUGAUUACCUGGGCAAAGCAGUGCUGGAUGUAAUCAGGCAGAGAGGACUUACCAAGAAGCUCCUUCACUUCCAGCUUAAGAAAAACAUUCCAAUUUGGGGCUUUGAAGCAAUUUGGAGAGAUGAUCAAGUUGUAGGUUACAUUCGAAGGGGAGAGUUUGCCUACAGCUUAGGGAGCUUCAUAGGACAAGGCUAUGUGAAGCACCCAGAUGGUUAUCCUGUAACUUUUGACUAUCUUGAGAAUGGCUGUUACCAAGUGGAGGUGAUGGGGAAGCGCCAUGAAGCCAUCGCUUAUUGUAAGAGCCCAUUCGAUCCAAAUGGGAAACGUCUGCUAGGGAUAUAUGAAGAACCACUACUAAGCAGACAGUAAGGCCCAAAUAAUCAUACAGUUAUUGUGUUUCUGGACAUUAUCCAUCUUCGUGUGUUAAGUUAAAAGACAGUUGGGCCCAAUUAAUAAAGCUAGUCCCCAUCUCUGGACACCAGCACCAACAGAAGAAGAACUACAGUUAUUUUGAUGACUAUGAUAGCCUGUAUAUUUUUGUGCGUGUCUCUGUGCGCACACAGGUGGAUGAUGGUUGUGUCUGUGCAGGUGGGCUGUUGGGUGUUUGUGUGCUUAUUACAGAUACCCUGAAGCCAUCAGAUCUCAUAAUAUAAUAGAAGUAGCAACAAAAUUGCAAAUUUCAGUAGAUAUUCUGGCAAUUGUAGCAGCUUUGUGAAGUUAACCCUUUCCCUGCAGCCCUGCAUGUGUUGCAUCCGCCCUUCAGGGCCUGUGCAGGUGCAAAACCCGUUGACUUUGUCAACACCAGAGUGUAUGUGAAUGUUUAAUGCUGCAUGACUGGAAUCUUUAAAGAAAUAAGUGGGCAUCUGAGGUGCAUGUUUUGAUGUUGAGCUUCCCAGUUUUUAUUCUCCCCAUAAAUUAUUAAGAUGAUCGUGUGGUACACUUAGAUCUGUGUACAGAACUUCUGUUGCAAAUUCCAAAUAGAAGAGACAACUUAAGAGAUCCUGUCUGCUUUGUGAUUGAACCCAGGCUCUUGCAACGAGUAAUCUAUGGUAUAAUUGCCUGAGCUAUGGCAUAUUCAUUGCCUCUAUCUUGGGGUCCUUACGUUCUCUUCAGAACUCUGUUUCCAAGUACCUUCAGCCAUUUCCUUUGCUUCUGAAUGAAGGAGUGAGUUUCAUAGCCCUACGAAACAUUGGGUGGACUGUAAAGUAUGUUGUAACUGAUCAUUAUUGUGUAUCCUGCAGCAGCCCAACUGAUUGUAUAAUACUGCAUCCUGUCUCUAAUGCUUACCAUACAUCUUGUUAUCCUGUCAGCAUAAACUUCAGUCAAAAAGACAUUAAGUUCCACUGCAUAAAGUGUAUUAUCUCCUAAGAUAUAAUGCCAUGUAGUUUAAUAGAAGUCCACACUAAUGUUGCCUCCGUCUUCAGGGUUGACAGACUAGUCGCUUGGCUACACUGAA
Molecule: messenger RNA, 4821 nt
Organism: Cryptotermes secundus
Lineage: Eukaryota; Metazoa; Arthropoda; Insecta; Blattodea; Kalotermitidae
Product: sarcosine dehydrogenase, mitochondrial
Exons: 17
Coding region: 1032-3734 (900 amino acids)
Cellular component (GO): mitochondrial matrix; cytoplasm; mitochondrion
Molecular function (GO): sarcosine dehydrogenase activity; protein binding
Source: RefSeq, a predicted model, not a curated record